Auanema sp. JU1783 is the source of this 5217-nucleotide messenger RNA. Lineage: Eukaryota; Metazoa; Nematoda; Chromadorea; Rhabditida; Rhabditidae. The record is from the annotation of a GenBank genome assembly.
AUGGUAUCACAAGUACAAAGCAUUGAAGAUUUGAUAACUUCCUUAUUGGAUUGUUCCACAACGUAUCAGUCAUCUCCCGUUAUACUCCUUGAGAUUGCUGAGUCCUUGAAAACUAUAGGGCAACACCAGCCAACAGCCAUACUGAAUGCUUGUCAUAAAUAUUUUUUACACAAUCCAAGGCUACCCCCAGGAAACAAAGCAUUUGUAUUCAAGGUGGUCAAUACUGUUGUCGGCGAUUCGUUGGUAACCAAAACUCUUGAUGAACAACUUGUUCUCCUAAUUAUCAAUUUGGCUACACAGGAAAUGACCAUGAGCAAGGAAACCGAAACAGAAUUUGCGGAUGCUGCCAAGGAUGUGCUAGUGACUAUAGGAAAAUGUGAACUCUUUGUAUCACGCGUAAUCGAAGCUGUUUUAUUGAAGUUCCCUCCCGGAGUUUCAAACAGUCCUCAUAAAUACGUUGUUCUCUGUUUAGCUGCCAUUGCCCAAUACAACCCUUCAGGACUUAUACCAUUCUUAACAGAUAUUCUUUCUCGAACUGUUCACUUGUUACCGCAUAUUAAAACGGAUCCCUUAAGAUGUGCUUGGGCGAGAGCUUUGUGCUCUUUCUGUGAAGCAAUCAGGGAGCGUCAAACCGAGAGACCAACAGAAGCGGUUGAAGAUUUGACUGUUGAUACAAAGCAUGAUCUUUCUGUUUCUAACGAUUCAUUCGAUCCUACAUCUUAUUCUGAUCAAUCUGGAGUCAUUUACGAUGUUGUCUUCCAAUGGAUGUACAGCAAAGAUGCAGUGACCAGAGCUGAAGCAGCGGAAUGUGUUGGAGAACUAUGUUUGGUUAUUCCUACUGUGAAAAUAAUAGAGGAUAUAAAGAAACUUGUACAAACACUCACUGGCCUAUACAAGAAAGCUUAUUCCGAACACUUAAUGAUCACUAUAGCACUCUGUAGGUUCCUGGAAGCAACAUGUGCUGACGAAAGAAUUCCGUUAGAACACUAUUUGGAGGAUAUUCUAAACGCUUUGUUCCCGAACGCCUGUGUGGAUCUUGAUGAUAUGAACUUGACUUUGAACGAACAAACUAUGAAAAACCAUAGCGAAGCUUUACGUUGCUUCCAUGUAGCUUCUAGAAGAUUCGCUGACAAAAUAGUUUAUUAUCUUCUACAUAAAAUGCAACAUCUCUCCGACCUGCAAAAGCUCGGCGCUAUAAACGUUCUGCGCCAUCUCUUGAACUAUUCAGGACAAUAUAUUGAAGACAAGCGGAGUCUUGUAAUGAUGGGAUUGAAAAAGUUAUUAGGAGCUGAACAGAGUGCUAGCAUCAAGGUCAAGAGAGCUGUAGUACAGCUCUGCAUUGCUUUAGCAGAUCAUGCAUAUGUUGAUGCCGAAGGUGGCGACCACGUAAUAUCAUUCUUAGUACGCAAUUUGGUUUUACCUUCCGAGCAAGAAGCUCAAGUGCGUAAGCUCGAGGUAGACGUAGCAGGGUCCAACCAACUUCGAACUCAAUGUGCACAAGCUUUACAUACUAUCACAAGUACUUGUGUAUGUGCGAACAAGCUGCUGUGGCCGUAUUUGUUAGAAUUUGUCUGUUCAGAUCGUUACUCCCCUGUUAUUGGAGAUAUUUUCAAAUGUCUUCGCAUCCUGAUUACUAGGGAAAUAGAAGAGGGACGUGAGGUCGACUAUAUAACGGGUUUUGACAAUCCAAAAAUCGCUGGGAAGUAUGCAGUAUUGGCAAGACUAAUAGUUUGCAUGUGCAAUGCUCCUGCGAAUGGGUUGAUUACCAGAAGAGCAAGAGAGUCUCUGAACCUUCUCCGCACUAUCGCCCCAUGGCUUCAUCCAGCGGUCGUGGAAACUAUUGAGAGUUAUACAGAAAGAAUGGAGCCGCUGUUAGAUGAGCUAAGUAAUGUAACUGUUUCAUCACCAACGUCAGAAUUCUCGCCCGCGGUUGAAUUGAGAGGAAGACGAAUCUCGAGAUGGCACGAUAUUGUUCUGGAAAUGUUAUGUGCUUGUCUGUCUUCGGUUUCAGAUGGAAAUUGGAGAGCGGAAGUUACAUCAGCUUUCGCGAAGCAGUUGGAUUUAUAUAAAGAAUCACCGGACGAAAAAGCUUUCCUUCUCCGAUGUAUUGGAACGUCACUGUCUAAGAUAGCUUCCAAGCCAUUCGUGAUCGACCAUUUUCUCAUGAUGUUCAAAUCCACUCAACAUAAUAACGCAACAGAACGGCAAGGAUGUGCACGAGGAGUCGGGGCAUGUGCUUCAGUACACAUUGAGACUAUUCUAGUUGAACUGGAAAAUGUUGCUAAAUGGGAACAUGUUAAAAGAAGUAGUGGCUUCUUUGGAUUCAUUAAAGACGCAAUGCCCAUGCGGCAGUACUCUGAUAUCGAAAUGGUAUACCUUAGAGCGACUAUAAUGCUUAGUUAUGGGCAUGUAGUGAUGGCAUGUCCAAUUGACACUGUUACUCAAAGGCUUCAAAAUACUAUAAUCGCAUUUCUCCGACAAUAUUUUGCCAAUUCGAAGCAAGAAACCGUUGUGAGAGAAGCUAUGUUAGAAACGAUGAGAUUAAUAGCUAUGGCCGUUAACCCUGCAAGGCUGGGAGUUGAGUAUAAACUGGAUUGCAGAAACGAACUUUUGGAAUAUAUUCGAGAUUAUGUUCAAAGUGAAAAUGCUGAAGUGCUAUCCAGUUCGUUGAGAUUGCUGGCUUCCAAAGCUUUCGCUGCUCUCGUGAGGCUCCAACCAGCGCUCUCAGAUGAUGACAUGUUCGAUUUUGGACAAAUUUUAACACAAUAUAUUUUACCGAUGCAUCGUGAAAAAAGUGGUUUGAAAACGUUAGCUUUUGAUUUGUUCGAUUAUGCUACUUCAUCCUUCUCUGUUUUGUCUUCGGAUAACAGCAGUUCACAUUAUCCCAGAAAGAUCGAAGACGAUGAAUCUGCAACUAUUAUGGAUGCAACCGUUAGCCACUAUGGGUCAGCGUUAGAAGCCAUGGUGUACAUGAAGCCCACCGUUAACACAGUCACUAUUCUGCUGAAGCUUCUUCAUCCAUUCUAUGGUAAAUCUGCUGAGCAUGAAAGGUCUCGAGCAAUCGAUACCACAGUUCUUAUUCUAAGAGUGUAUUAUGAAUAUGCAGAAGACAUCGUUCUUGGGCAUGCUAAUGAUUUCACACCUUUAUCUUCGCUCCUAGCUCGUUUGACUCCCAGAAUCGCUGACAGCCUCUCUCAAAUCAGGCAUCAAAGCUUACGCGCUAUUCAUUGGUCUCUUCGAUUGGCUCAUGUUCAUAAGGGACACGGCAGGGAUACAAAUGGCUCAGCUUUCGAUAUCGAUGAGUUCAUAAGAUUGCAUUUGAUGGAAGAAGGUAAACUUGAUGGUCAAACUGCCAAGAGAGCAAUCAAGUCGAUAUCAGAGAUAAUUGAUGCACGUUUACCACAGUCCCAAAUGCAGUUAUAUAUAACGAGGCUUAUCAAGAUGCUGACUGACCGUCAAAGUCAUGUUAGCUCAUCAGCUGCCCAACUUCUCACAUAUUCACUGCAAGCACGUGGAGAUUUAUUGAUCAACGAGGGAGAAACACUCGUAACAACCCUCAUGGAACGCUUACCUGAUAUUCACAAAUGUGUUCAGACAUAUACGGAUGUAAUGGCCGCACUCGUUGCUUUCGCUGCACAUCAACUGCAUACUGUUUGCGACGCAUUGCUGCAACAACCCCUUCCUUUAGCAUUAUACACAUGUGAUGCCUGGGGAUGCCUUUCAAGAGAUCGAACUUUAUUCCCUUCUAUUAUUGAUCAUUUAUUAGAACUCUUAACAUCUUCAUUCGACAGUCCUUAUGAAGUGUUAGACACUGGUGGAGGAAAUUCGGUGAAAGUGGUUAAAAUUGAACCAUGUCAAUACGUUUCAGCUCUAGCUGAAGUUGUCAAGAAUGGAGAACCUGAAUGGACUUUAAAUGAAAGGGUCCCGAACUUGCUCAGUGCGCUUCUACAUCAUGUUUGCUGUGUAGCCGACACCCAAUUUCCUCUUGUUAAAGAGAGUAAAGAUGGAACUGGUAAACCCGCAAUCAUCACGAAUGAACUGAGAAAAGCGGUUGAAAAGCCUGUGGGAUUGCCUCUCAAUGCCAUCAAAAGAAUAUUGUAUAGGUUGAGCGUAACAAACGUAGUUGAAGACAUGAAUCAAGCUAGAGGGUGGACCGAGUGUUUAGACCGAGAGCAGUUUAUUAGCUCUCUUUCACAACUUGUUCGUUCUAUUGCCGAACACCGACCAGAUUGGAUUGAACAGUUAUGGAUUUGUCUGGCUGAAAAGGCUGAGAGCGAGCAUGAGCCUAUAAGACUUGCUGCUGUUGUGGCAGCCUCUGCUCUGAUCAAGAAUUGCCCGGACUCACAGGGAGAGUUCAACGAAAAGUUGUUAGUGGAAUGCAUAAGAUUACUGCAGAAUGAAUUAACGGACCAAAGUUUGAGAGUUCGCAAACUAUGUUUACGCGGUUUGGGAGAAAUUGCCGAGUGUUCAUCAGAGACAGUAACUAAACGUUUUGCCAGCAUGGCAGUUGAAGCAGCUAUGGCUGGCCUAGAUGAUAUCGGGGAUCGGCAAGAUACUGUUGCAAUGGAAUCCAUUUUGGCUCUGAGCAAGUUAGUUUCUCGAACUAGUGAUCAACAGCUUACUAGCAUUCUACCUUUUGUCUUGUUGAAAAUUAGGCCAUGUUUUGAAAAGGAGUCUGCUGAUUUGAGAGCGGCUUGUUUCAGUCUUUUUGGAGAACUUGGAAGUCGUGUGGGGGACGGCUCAAAUGACUUCCUUUCGCAUCUACAGACCAACAUUAUCAGUAUUCUCCUUCAUGUAAAUGAUGAGAACGAUGAAGUGAAGAAGAUGUGCACAUCCGCUCUUUAUCGAGUUUAUCACCUAAUGAAUGUUAGUGCUCUAUCUGCGCUUGUUGAACAUGAAACUCCAGACGGACGAUUACCAUCAUCGUAUAUUUCUUUCAUUCAGCACUUUGCCGCGGUUCUCACAUCUUCCUUCCCGGAUCGUGUAAAUCAGUAUGCUUUGACUUGUAGCAUUUAUUUCAAAAGCUCGUGCGUUAAAAUUCGCUCUAACGCGGCAGCUCUGAUCGGGUGCUUAUUGAGUGAUUUGUCUCCCCAGUUAAGAGCAACAAUAAGCAAAGAUUUGAUUUUCUCAGGCCUUGUUUUACUACUGAAAGAUGAAGAUUUGACCGUGCGUUUGUCAGCUACAAAGUCUAUUGCUAGUUUGCACUCGUUUUCAUGA